GUGCAUCAUCAAACCCACUUUCCAGUUACAUAAUCCACAGUGGAACCAUCUCCACGCUUGCUGCAUACGUGACUUGUGUCUGGCUGCCAUUUGCACAGUUGCGUCGACCUGCUUUUGUUGGCCAGUUCAUGAGCGGGAUCAAAAGCGUAUGACCCAGCUUCAGCACCACGGACAGCUCCGCGCAUCCCCAGCCGUCCGGCGCCGCUCGUGUCCCGGGGAAUCACGACCGGACGUUCGGCCGGCCCUCCGAGCUCAUGACAGAGUGCACUUUGGGGAGAUUAUUCCUCUUCUCUCUCUCGGAAGUGACGGAUGUGCCAGCGUUGAGGAGCUCCUGCCAUGAUCUCACGAUACAAAGCGAGUUCCAGUUCCACCAUGUCCUUGGCGUUCUGUGGGAGCGAGAAUAACUCAGCCGCCUACAACGUGGACGGGGGCGUCCUGAACAAUGGCUGCUUCCUGGACGCACUCAACGUGGGGCCGCACGUCUUCCUCCUCUUCAUCACCUUCCCCAUCCUCUUCAUCGGCUGGGGCAGUCAGAGUUCCAAGGUGCACAUCCACCACAGCACCUGGCUACACUUCCCUGGUCACAACCUGCGAUGGCUGCUCACCUUCGUGCUGCUCUUCGUCCUCGUCUGUGAGAUUGCAGAGGGCGUCGUAUCCGACGGGUUCAGGUUCAGCCAGUCCAACCAUCUUCACCUGUACAUGCCUGCAGGCCUGGCCUUCAUGGCGGGCAUCACCUCGAUUGUCUACUAUCAUAACAUUGAGACCUCCAACUUCCCCAAACUACUCCUAGUGCUCCUCAUCUACUGGGUUCUGACCUUCAUCAUGAAGACCAUCAAGUUUGCCAAAUACACUCAGCACGGCAUCGGCCCCAGACAGCUGCGCUAUUGCAUCACAGGCCUACUGGUGCUGCUCUAUGGUCUCCUGUUGGCUGUGGAGAUCAAUGUGAUCUUGGGCAGACGAUACAUGUGUUUCACCAACCCGACAGAAGUAAAGCCCCCCGAGGACCUUCAGGACCUGGGAGUUCGUUUCCUGCAGCCCUUUGUCAACCUGUUGUCCAAAGCCACAUACUGGUGGAUGAACACCUUCAUAACAGCCGCUCACAGACGACCUAUUGACCUCAAAGUCAUCGGCAAGCUCCCCAUUGCAAUGAGGGCCCUCACUAACUACAUGAAGCUGCGCAACGCCUUCGAAGACCAGAAGAGACCUCAAGGCACGGCGCUGCAGGGCCCCAAGUGCAUCUGGCAAGCCUUGAGAAAAGCGUUCGGCCGACCUCUCAUUCUCAGCAUUACAUUCCGCUUCCUGGCCGACCUGCUGGGUUUUGCUGGUCCACUCUGCAUCUCCGGCAUCGUCCACCACAUCAGCAAGGACAACAGGACCAUCCAGCAACCGGUGAGAGCAUCAUCAACAACCUUAAUGAAGUUGUUGGGCAUCUACUUCAUUUCCUCCAAGGAGUUUCUGGAGAAUGCGUAUGUGCUGGCCGUGUUGCUCUUCUUCGCACUGCUCCUGCAGAGAACCUUCCUCCAGGCCUCCUAUUAUGUGGCGAUUGAGACGGGCAUCAAGCUACGUGGCGCCAUUCAGACCAAAAUCUACAACAAGAUCAUGCGUUUGUGCACGUCCAACAUAUCCAUGGGCGAGCUAACUGUGGCUCAGAUUUGCAACCUGGUUGCCAUAGAUACCAACCAGCUUAUGUGGUUCUUCUUCCUCUGUCCGAACCUGUGGGCGAUGCCAGUCCAGAUUGUAGUGGGAGUGAUCCUGCUUUAUUACCUCUUGGGAAUCAGUGCCUUGAUUGGAGCGACUGUCAUUGCUGUGUUAGCACCUGUCCAGUAUUUUGUGGCCACAAAGCUGUCACAGACACAAAAGAGCACUCUGGAAUACUCCAGUGAGCGCCUCAAAAAGACCAAUGAACUUCUACGGGGCAUCAAACUGCUGAAGUUGUAUGCGUGGGAACGUAUUUUCUGUGACAGUGUGGAGGAGACCAGAAGCAAGGAGUUGACCAGUUUGCAAGCAUUUGCUUUUUACACAUCCAUAUCUAUAUUCAUGAAUGCAGCCAUUCCCAUUGCAGCUGUGUUGACAACGUUUGUUGUUCAUGUGCACAUCUCCGAGGACGCUGACCUGUCUCCAGCUGUGGCCUUUGCCUCCCUCUCCCUCUUCCAUAUCCUGGUCACGCCUCUCUUCUUGCUCUCCAGCGUGGUGCGCUCGACUGUCAAAGCUCUUGUCAGUGUUCAAAAGCUGAGCGAGUUUUUCUCAAGCGAUGAGAUUGGCGAUGAGUUGGAAACCAGACCAACGCUGACCUUGGGCUCCAACAAUCAUAACCAAAAUAGGUACCAGGCUGUGCCCCUGAAGGUUGUGAACAGGAAGCGCCCUCCAAGGGACGACUGGAACAACUACGCCUCGUCGCAGGGGGAUAACGAGGGCGAUGGACCCUCCCUGGUUGUGGACCAAGACAUCUGUAUCAAGAUAUGCAGUGGGUUCUUCACCUGGACUGACGGACCACCGACACUCGUCAAUGUGGACAUCAUGAUUCCUUUUGGUAAGCUGACCAUGAUAGUGGGCCAAGUGGGCUGUGGUAAAUCCUCCUUGCUGCUGGCAGCGCUGGGCGAGAUGCAAAGAGUAUCAGGAACAGUCACCUGGAACAGCCUACCCAACCCAGAGUCGGAAGGUGACGAAAGUCCCACAGACAGAGAUGCUGCCAGCGACGGGGAUAUCAAGAAGAGAUGUGCUGUGGCCUACGCUUCCCAGAAGCCCUGGCUGCUGAACGCAACCGUGGUAGAGAACAUUACGUUUGAGAUGCCAAUGAUCAAAACCAGAUACAAAGCCGUCAUUGAAGCCUGCUCUCUUCAGCCUGACAUCGACAUCCUGCCACAGGGGGACCAGACAGAGAUUGGAGAGAGGGGUAUCAUCCUCUCGGGUGGGCAGAAGCAGCGCAUCAGUGUGGCCAGAGCCUUGUAUCAGCAGACAAAUGUGGUCUUUCUGGACGACCCAUUCUCUGCUCUAGAUAUUCACUUGAGUGACCAUCUGAUGCAAGAUGGGAUCCUCAGGCUCCUGAGAGAGGAGAAGAGGACAGUGGUGCUGGUCACGCACAAACUUCAGUACUUACCACAAGCAGACUGGAUUAUUGCCAUGAAAGACGGCACCAUCCAGACCGAAGGGACUCUGAAGGACAUCCAAAACUGUGAACCCAAGCUCUUUGAGCAGUGGAAAACGCUGAUGCACAGACAGGACCAAGAGUUUGAGACGGAGACCGUAGCAGCCAGUAUGACAGAUAUGGAAAGGAAAAAUCUGCGGAGAGCUAUGUACUCCAGAGAGGCUGCUAAGACUGAGGAUGAUGAGGAAGGUGACACCCCCUGGACUUUCACCAUGGCUCCAGCACCAGGUUUUACUCUCAUGUUCGAUGAAACAGAAGAAUCCCUGGAGAGUGACGAUGACGACAGCUUGUCGCAGGUAAUGCGUCAACGAGCCACCAUUCCCUGGCGCUCCUGCGGCACCUACCUGUCCUCGGCCGGCGUCCUCCUUCUCACGCUGCUCCUCCUGUCACAGCUCCUAAAACAUUCCUUAAUGGUGUCCAUUGACUACUGGCUGGCACAUUGGACGUCACACGUCAUCACGGCCAAGUCAGACGCCACAGCACGCAACUGUACGCUUGUUCAGGACUGUGGCUUCAGCCACUCGUGGUAUUUGUUGGUGUUCAGCAUGUUGUGCUGCCUGGGCAUCAUCCUGUGUUUGGCCACUUCUGUUGCUGUGGAGUGGACCGGCCUCAAAGUGGCCAAGAAGCUCCAUCAGAACCUCCUCAACAAGAUCAUCCUGGCCCCCAUGAGGUUGUUUGAGACCACUCCACUUGGCAGCAUCCUCAACCGCUUUUCCACCGACACGAACACAAUAGACCAACACAUCCCGACCACGCUGGAGUGUCUCAGUCGCUCUACCCUGCUGUGUGUGUCCGCCCUGGGGGUCAUCUCCUACGUGACCCCCGUCUUCCUCAUCGCCCUCCUGCCUCUGGCGGUCACCUGCUACUUCAUCCAGAAAUAUUUCAGAGUGGCUUCCAGGGACCUGCAACAGUUGGAGGAUGGCACCCAACUGCCUUUGCUCUCCCACUUCUCCGAGACCGUGGAAGGGCUCCCCACGAUCAGGGCCCUAAGGUACGAGCCCAGGUUCAGACAGAGGUUACUUCAGUUCACAGACGCCAACAACAUUGCAUCACUCUUCCUCACUGCAGCCAAUCGGUGGCUGGAAGUGCGCAUGGAAUAUAUUGGCGCCUGUGUAGUGUUGGUUGCCGCCGUGGCUUCCAUCACAAACUCAUUGUACAACCAACUGCCUCCUGGCCUGGUGGGGCUGGGUCUCACCUACGCGCUCAUGGUGUCCAACUACAUGAACUGGAUGGUGCGUAACCUGGCAGACAUGGAAGUGCAGCUGGGGUCGGUCAAGAGGAUCAAUGGCCUCCUCAAAACGGCACCCGAGAACUACGAGGGUCUGCUCACUACGUCUCAGGUCCCCGAGGGCUGGCCCCGACAUGGAGAGAUCCAGAUCCAGAAUCUAAGUGUCCGUUACGACGCCACGCUGAAGCCUGUGCUCAAAAACGUCCAGGCGCACAUCAACCCUGGACAGAAGGUGGGGAUCUGUGGCAGGACGGGCAGCGGCAAAUCUUCUUUCUCUUUGGCCUUCUUCCGCAUGGUGGACAUGUUUGAAGGGAAGAUAGUGAUCGACGACAUCGACAUUGCUAAGCUGCCCUUGCACACUCUGAGGUCUCGUCUGUCCAUCAUUCUGCAAGACCCCAUCCUCUUCAGCGGCACCAUAAGGUUCAACCUGGACCCAGAAAUGAAGGCCACAGAUGAGAUGCUUUGGGAGGCUUUGGAAAUUGCUCAGCUGAAGCCUGUUGUUAAAUCGCUGCCAGGGGGGCUGGACGCCAACGUGACGGAGGGCGGAGAGAACUUCAGCCAGGGUCAGCGUCAGCUCUUCUGUCUGGCCAGGGCCUUCGUGAGGAAGAGCAGCAUCCUCAUCAUGGACGAGGCCACGGCCUCCAUCGACAUGGCGACGGAGAGCAUCCUGCAGAAAGUCGUGAUGACUUCCUUCGCAGACCGAACCGUCGUUACAAUAGCACAUCGCGUCCACACCAUCCUGAAUGCCGACCUGGUGAUUGUGAUGAAGCGGGGCAUCAUCCUGGAACACGACCAGCCUCAGGCCCUGCUGGACAAGGACAGCGUCUUUGCCUCCUUCGUGAGAGCAGACAAGUAGCACAGAGAAGGAGGCUGAAGGAAGACAUUCAAAGUGCAAUUGGGAUAUUUCACCUUGAUUUGUUUUUUUUAUUAUUCAUAGUGUAUUAUAAUUGUAUAUAGCAUACUCAAGCGUUUGUUAAUAAAGUAUAUAUUAUCUCUU
This is a messenger RNA of Nerophis ophidion (straightnose pipefish), 5370 nucleotides long. RefSeq names its product ATP-binding cassette, sub-family C (CFTR/MRP), member 8 (gene abcc8). Gene Ontology annotation, cellular component: membrane. Gene Ontology annotation, molecular function: ATP binding; ATP hydrolysis activity; sulfonylurea receptor activity. Bases 337 to 5229 code for a protein of 1630 amino acids. NCBI's taxonomy places the organism in Eukaryota, Metazoa, Chordata, Actinopteri, Syngnathiformes, Syngnathidae. The record is from RefSeq and is a predicted model, not a curated record. The transcript is spliced from 41 exons. Gene Ontology annotation, biological process: potassium ion transport; transmembrane transport.